Messenger RNA from Cyprinus carpio (common carp), 1001 nucleotides. Its product is annotated as vesicle transport protein SFT2B-like. The record is from RefSeq and is a predicted model, not a curated record. Gene Ontology annotation, cellular component: membrane. Gene Ontology annotation, biological process: vesicle-mediated transport. NCBI's taxonomy places the organism in Eukaryota, Metazoa, Chordata, Actinopteri, Cypriniformes, Cyprinidae.
GUGCGUGAGCACCAGGUGAUAUUCAUGUUCAAUGAAGGGAGCCAAAAGGUGAAGGUAACACGAGUGAUGACAAGUGAGUGCCAGCUGGACGAUGAUACAACACAUUCUCAGGGAUUUAGAGUGAACCGAUUCAAUUAAUAAAGAGAACUGAAUGUACAGUAAUGGACAAACUCAGAGCGGUUCUGGGUGGUCGUGAUGGAAACAACGACAACAGAAAUGUACUGCAGGCGGCGAAUGAAGCGUCCACGCUGGGAUGGGGAACGCGCUUGAAAGGAUUCCUCGUCUUUGUGGUCAUCGGAGUAGUGUGCACUAUCCUGGGAGUAUGUUGCCUGUUUAUUCCUAAAGUAGGGCUGAUUCUCUUCAUUGUGUUUUACACAUUGGGUAACAUAUGCUCCUUAGCAAGCACCAUGUUUCUGAUGGGGCCAUUGAAACAGCUGAAACGGAUGUGUGACAAGACCAGAGCCUUUGCUACAAUUGUUAUGAUAACAUGUCUGGUUCUCACACUCUGUGCAGCUUUUUGGUGGAAGAUCUUUGCACUCACUUUGCUGUUUGUCAUUCUGCAAGUCCUUGCAUUUGCAUGGUAUAGCUUGUCAUACAUUCCUUUUGCAAGAGAUGCCGUCCUGAAGUUUUUCUCCAUGAUGUGCAACAUGUGUGUGAAAUGAAGAGCUGGGGUUUGGCCUUUCAGCACUCCAUGAACUUUCUGCUCAAGUAUUCUGUGAUUUCAGGAUCCACAAAUGAUCAUUGACAGAAUGGCACAAUGGGACAUUGCUGUAAUGGCUAGUUAGACAUUUUGUUAAAUCUGAACGUAAAGAAUAAGUCUGCCUUCUGCUGAAUGUGUUUUAUUUGAAACAUCAGAAAAGGUUAAAGGCCUGCUUUAAAAUUAAUAUUUAUAAAAUCAAAUAUUUUGGGGGUGGCUUUUGAAAAUUGCACUUUAAAUUUUCUCUACCUUUGUCUUAAUAUUGUAUGUUAACACCCUGUAAAUAAAGACUAGUUUUAUCAGC